This is a messenger RNA of Symbiodinium pilosum, 978 nucleotides long. The record is from the annotation of a GenBank genome assembly. Lineage: Eukaryota; Dinophyceae; Suessiales; Symbiodiniaceae.
AUGGAGGUGGAGCUUUCGAAAAGGUCUUCUCAGCUUACUCAGAAUGAGCGAGCUGGUGGUUGGGAGAACGAGGACUAUGAUUGGGAAUGCCAAGCGAUGGGCGCUAGCUCGUGGUCUGACGUGCCUACGCGUGAGACCUUCCUCUUCAGGAAUGAGCAUGAGCAGUCCUCUACUGCGAGGGGCGCAACUGGCGCAAAUGAUGUGGAUCAUGCUCGGGUGGCAGUUGCAACUACGGCCAAGACGGCCAAGGAGAAGUGCCUCCCUGUACUGCAAGCCAAUCAAGAUGUGUUCAGCUACUUGGCUUAUUUUACCUGUGUUCUGGCUGUCUACAUCGACAUGUGCGGGAAAAAGGUGGACACUGCAACGGAGCUUCAGGCGACUACCAAGGAGAACCUCCUGAAGUGCUACGCCAGCUGCACCCGCUUGGACCUGGCUAUCAAUGCUCUGAUGAUUCGCGGUCGGAAUCUCAAGAUCAGCAAGCCCAAGUCCAAGGCAGCUCCCCCCAAGGCGGGCGGCAAAGGCAAGAAGCGACCUGCAGCCAACCCAAAGAGCGCAGCAGGUGCAGUGAACAACGAGAAUCUUCAGCGGCUAGCUACUGGCAGCUGGCUGCACUAUAUGAAUUGUAAGCGCUCCAAGUCAUCCCAAGAAGAUCACGAUGUCGACCUGGAAGCAGUCGGUUCGCCGCCUACUACGCACACAGUGCCAGUCUACGUUCACGGGGAUGAAGGGCAUACCUACUGUACAAGAUUCCUUUUCACCUGUGUCCCGGCGGAGCUCUACUGGAAUGACGCUACGCUGGAUGCCUUGAACGAAUGGUUCAACAUGUCUGGAGAUGCCCCGUGGCGUUCCGGCGACGAGGCCCCGACGCCAUUCAAGAGGCAGGGCUCGCCACUGUUCGUUGUGCCUGGGCUUGUGGAUCCGCUACGAGCUUUGGUGGACCCAGCGCACACGUGGCAUAUUGGGUGUCUUGACAUCUAA